Macadamia integrifolia is the source of this 1780-nucleotide messenger RNA. RefSeq names its product probable glucan 1,3-beta-glucosidase A. The record is from RefSeq and is a predicted model, not a curated record. Gene Ontology annotation, molecular function: hydrolase activity, hydrolyzing O-glycosyl compounds; actin filament binding. Lineage: Eukaryota; Viridiplantae; Streptophyta; Magnoliopsida; Proteales; Proteaceae. Gene Ontology annotation, cellular component: actin cytoskeleton; cytoplasm. Bases 229 to 1536 code for a protein of 435 amino acids. The transcript has 7 exons. Gene Ontology annotation, biological process: establishment or maintenance of cell polarity; actin filament bundle assembly; cell migration.
UGCAGAUUUUCCUUCUUCUUUUUUUCCCAUGAUAUUACGGUAGGCACAAGGCACCCUCAAGGGGGGCACUGUGCCAUUUCUUAAGCUCUCAACAAGGACUUGAUCUUGGUUUAUUUCUUAGAUCGAGUUUUUUUUUUUUUUUUCGUUUUUUUUUCCAUUUGUAUGUUUUCCUUUUUUUCCUCUAAUGUGUGGUCUUUUGAUGCUUAGGAUGGUACCCAAGUGCAGUUCAUGUCUGUAAAGCUACAGAAAUAUCUCAGUGCUGAGAAUGGUGGUGAUUCUUUUGUGGUGGCUAAUCGUGCAAGCGCCUCUGACUGGGAAACUUUUAGGUUGUGGAGGAUCAAUGAGUCCACUUUCAACUUGAGAGUUUUCGAUAAAAAGUUCGUGGGACUUAGUAAAAGAGGCCACAGGGUAAGAGCUGUAGCACAUUCAAACCAACCCGGUACGUCGGAAGCUUUUCAGAUUGUGAGGAACACCAAUGAUACCAAUCGAAUCCGUAUUCUAGCACCAAAUGGCCACUUUUUACAGACCAAAACAGAGACCUUGGUGACAGCUGAUUAUCAAGGUGAUUCAGGUUGGGGAGAUGACAAUCCUUCUGUGUUUCUGAUGACAAUUGUAAAAACCUUGCAAGGUGAAUACCAAUUGACAAAUGGUUAUGGUCCAGAGAAAGCACCUCAAGUUAUGAGAGGCCACUGGAACACUUACAUUGUGGAAGAGGAUUUCAAGUUCAUGUCUCAAAAAGGUCUAAAUGCUGUGAGGAUUCCAGUCGGAUGGUGGAUAGCAAGUGAUCCACCACCCAAGCCAUUUGUUGGUGGGUCUAUACAAGCUCUGGAUAAUGCUUUUAGAUGGGCACAGAAUUACAGUAUGAAGAUUAUAGUUGAUCUGCAUGCAGUUCCUGGCUCGCAGAAUGGUAACGAUCACAGUGGUACAAGAGAUGGAUAUCAGGAAUGGGGAGCCUCCAACAUACAGGAAUGUGUUAAUGUCAUAGACUUCUUAGCAUCCAGGUAUGCUAAAAAUCCAAGCCUUGCUGCAGUGGAACUGAUCAACGAGCCUCUCGCGCCUGGGGUCACAUUUGAGAACCUAAAUACAUAUUAUAAAGCUGGUUAUCAAACUGUAAGAAAGCACAGUUCUAGUGCUUAUGUGAUCUUAUCUAACAGGUUAGGACCUGCUGAUGCUAGAGAGUUCCUCCAACUAGGAAGAAGCCUCCAAGGCUCUGUUAUUGAUGUCCACUACUACAAUCUCUAUGAUAAUGCAUUCAACAACAUGAAUGCACAACAGAAUAUUGACUUUAUCUACAACAAUCGCUCAGCGCAGUUGAGUGAAGUCACCAUAACCGGUGGUCCACUGAGUUUCGUCGGGGAAUGGACUGCAGAAUGGGAAGUCCAGGGAGCAUCAAUGCAAGUCUAUCAGAGGUUUGCAAAAGCCCAAAUGGAUGUUUAUGGACAGGCCACAUUCGGAUGGGCGUACUGGUCUUACAGGAAUGUGAACCACCACUGGAGUCUCAAGUGGAUGAUCAAAAACAAUUAUAUAAAGCCAUAGGUCUCUACCAAGGCUGCUAGUUCCUUUAUCUUCUUUCAGAACAAAUAAUGCUCCCAGGUGGAGUUCUAGCUAUCUAUAGAUCCAACAGUGAUGGUUGGCAGUUUUGAUUAGGUGCAGAGUAAGACUGCAUUCAUUUGGAUGGUAAAAUUAAUCAACUAAGAAAUCAAAUUAAAAUAUUUAUCGAUUGCUUUGUUGCAUCCAUUGAAGCUAAUACAACCCUCCCUGCUCUGAUAUCAUCUGCUAU